AUGGGCGAUUCGUCCUAUAAAGGCGUCUCAGCAGCCCAAGACUCGCGCUUCACAAACAAGGAAUCCACGCUUCUCCGAAAGCUCAGGUUCCCCGCUUCUUUCGACACCAAAGUCGACACCACGAAAGUCGAACUCUCGGUCAUCAAGCCGUGGAUCUCCCAACGCAUCACCUCGUUGCUAGGUUUCGAAGACGAUGUGGUGCUCGAGUAUGCAUCGGGCAUGCUAGAGGAGGAGAGGUUCCCUGAUCCGAGAAAGGUGCAGAUCCAGUUGAUGGGGUUCUUGGAGGGCAAGACGGCCGAGUUUAUGGAAGAGCUGUGGGGGUUGCUGAUUUCGGCACAGGAAAGUCCGGGGGGUGUGCCGAGGCGGUUUGUGGAGGAGAAGAAGGAGGAAUUGAGGCUGAAGAGGGAGGAGGGUGAGAGGGUGGUGAGGGAGGCGAGGGAAAGGGCGAGGGUCGCAGCGGAGGCCGGUGGCAGGACGGAGGGUGGUCAGACGAGGAGGAGGUCGCGGUGGGAUGCUGGUGCGACGUCCACAUCGGAUGGUCGGCCGCCUGCGUAUACCUCUGGAGACCAAGGCCGCACCGGUGACUAUCAUCGGAGAGACAAUUCCGGCCGCAACGACUGGAAUCGACGUCGAGAGCACAAUUCGUACCCGUCCAGCGACGGCGAUCGCGACCGCUACAAUACCGACUCUGGUCGUGCUCGAGACUCUGGCUGGGGAAAUCGUGCUCCAAGAGACACACUGACCUCCUCUCAUCAAUCAUCACGCCGAUCGCCCUCACCACCGCCACGCCGACGUCGGCGAUCCCCAUCCCUCACCCCUCCGCGUCAAAAAGAACGCCAACGAUCACGUUCCCGCUCAAUCACCCCCGACUACCGCUCCUCACUUCGCGAACGCAAACAGCUCGUUCGAGACUCCCCACGGCACAGAGACCGCGACAGCGCGCAAGACGACAGCACACGGCGUGUCCGAAGGGGCAAUGUCGAUGAUGCUGACGAGCGGGAUCCGACGCGACGCAGAAUAAGCGGUCAGGCCGAUACCCAGGAUGAAGCGCAGCGAGAGCGCGAGCUGCGAGACAAACUCAUGCGUGCUAAGGCGUCGAGGCGGGCCGAGCGCGAGUAG
Molecule: messenger RNA, 1119 nt
Organism: Pseudozyma hubeiensis SY62
Lineage: Eukaryota; Fungi; Basidiomycota; Ustilaginomycetes; Ustilaginales; Ustilaginaceae
Product: SR-rich pre-mRNA splicing activator
Exons: 1
Coding region: 1-1119 (372 amino acids)
Biological process (GO): regulation of mRNA splicing, via spliceosome; mRNA processing
Cellular component (GO): spliceosomal complex
Molecular function (GO): RNA binding
Source: RefSeq, a predicted model, not a curated record